GACGGACAGCUGUACCAUGAGGUGGCUGCGCACUUGGACGGCGAGGCGAAGAGGUGGUUCGCGACAGUGAUGGAGUCCGAACCGCCCGAGAAGGAGAACUUCAACACCCUCGCGGGCAUGCUGCGGGCCAAGUACAUGACCCAGCACACGACCCACGAGGUGGUGGACCGCCUCAACGCGAGAAGGCAGAUGCGGGGCGAGCGCCUGGUCGAGUACGCUCAGGCCUUGCGGGAGAUCGGUGAGCGAGGAGAUGUCGGCGAGAGCUGGCUCGUGAGCGUCUUCAUGAAGGGCAUGAGCAGCACCGAGGGAGCGACGCACGUGCGUGGACACCGGCCGAAAACACUUGACGAGGCCGUCAACCUGGCCGUCCCGCACGUGGGUGAGUACGGC
Molecule: messenger RNA, 390 nt
Organism: Phytophthora sojae
Lineage: Eukaryota; Oomycota; Peronosporomycetes; Peronosporales; Peronosporaceae
Exons: 1
Source: RefSeq, a predicted model, not a curated record